Daucus carota subsp. sativus is the source of this 2247-nucleotide messenger RNA. Its product is annotated as putative ALA-interacting subunit 4. The coding region runs from base 319 to 1257 and encodes 312 amino acids. The record is from RefSeq and is a predicted model, not a curated record. Gene Ontology annotation, cellular component: endoplasmic reticulum; Golgi apparatus; plasma membrane. NCBI's taxonomy places the organism in Eukaryota, Viridiplantae, Streptophyta, Magnoliopsida, Apiales, Apiaceae. The transcript is spliced from 8 exons.
GAUCCGAGAAACUAAACAUAUGCAUACGAUCUGAGCCAGGCACGCAAUUCUAACGUGUAGUAAGCCCGAGCGGCCAAAGCGCGCUAAUCACGCUGUAUACUGUAUUGUCGAUGUUUUCCUGGAAAAUCAUCUGACCGCAGGCUCAUAAUUUUUGUACAGAGAAGCAAUAAGAUUCUGUAUAUACGAUACACACGCAUAUAUGAAAAUGGCCACCAAUGAAUCCUGUGAUCAACCUUUGAGGGAUGAUUCCAAGAAACAAAUACAUUCAAAGUUUAUUCAGCAGGAGCUUUCUGCUUGGAAGCCAAUAUUAACUCCAGGAUGGCUCUUAUAUUAUUUCAGGUGAUUGCAAUAUUCAUCAUUCUAGGAGUCGUCUUCAUACUUAUUGGCCUCCUCGCCUUCUACGCAUCAGUUCAUGUGGAGGAACUUGUGGAACGAUACGAUGUGGAUUGCGUGCCUUUCACAGAUAAAAAUAAAAUAACUAAAUAUAUUAGAGAUUCUAGUUCUAACAAAACCUGUACCAAGACAUUAAGAGUUCAAAAGAAAAUGAAGAAUCCCAUCUAUGUAUAUUACCAGCUUCAUCACUUCUAUCAGAACCAUCGUAGAUACGUUAGGAGUAGGAGUGACAAACAAUUGCGAAGCACGAAACAUGAAUAUGAAACAAAAGAGUGUUUGCCUAUAGCUACAGUAAAUAAUAACUCAAAGCCUAUAGUUCCUUGUGGGCUCAUUGCCUGGAGCUUGUUUAAUGACACCUAUCAGUUCUCAGUAAAUAGCAAGGUUGUAGAAGUUGAUAGAAAGGACAUUGCAUGGAAAAGCGAUAGAGACUAUAAAUUCGGGUCUAAAGUUUAUCCUAAAAACUUCCAGAGCUCUGGGAUGAUUGGGGGCGGAAAGCUCAACGAGAGCAUACCACUGAGCAAACAAGAAGAUCUUAUUGUCUGGAUGCGAACUGCAGCAUUUUCAACUUUCAGAAAGCUUUAUGGACAGAUAAAAGUUGAUCUUGAUGCUAAUAGUAACAUAACAGUUGUUAUACAAAAUAACUUUAACAUCUAUGAAUUUGGGGGGAAGAAGCAGCUGGUUCUUUCUACGUCAAAUUGGAGUGUUGGAACAAACAAAUUCCUUGGUUGUGCAUAUCUUUAUGUUGGAGGAUUUUCCUUAGUUGUUGCAAUAAGCUUCACAAUCACUUAUGUUUUGAAGCCAAGGCCUCUUGGAGAUCCAGCUUACUUGUCGUGGAACAAAUAUCCUAGUAUUUAUGAAAACUAGCAUCUUCAAUCAUAUGUUUAUGAAUUAUGAUGAACUCCAUCUUGUCAAGACGCAGAUGAUAGGCAUUUGCCAACCCAUAAGAGGUUUGGCAAUGUUACAUUGUUGAGUUAUUAUUAUUACAAUCUAUGUUAUAUUGUGUCUUACAUUAGCAAUGUGGCAAAUAUGCCUAAUGUACUUGUCUGUGUACCUGCAAAGUAAAGCAACAACUGGAGCAAUAUGACGGAGUCCUCAAAGUCACUCAGUUUUUCAUGCGUUUAAAUGAAAAUUUCACUUAAAUAAGAGGCCAAAUUCUUAUUGUGGCUCCUCUUCUUCAGUUAAAUCAUGUUUUAGCACUCUUGUGACAAGAUGAAAGGCAGAGAAAUAUCUGUAAUUCUACCCAACCAAAUACUGAAGUUGCUGCUUAUCUGUUAAAUCGGGCAUUGAAAAUAAGUCUUUUAAAUCUGACAACAAGAAGGCUGAUCAGAAGAAACAAGGACAUCCGUUUUGUACUCACUGCAAAGGAGUAAAUCACACCAGGGAGAGAUGCUUUCGUAUCAUUGGUUUUCAGCCAAAGACUAAAGGAUCACAGUCAAACAGGUUUACUAAUCGUGUCUCUGCCAGUGAGAACAAAUUUAUUGCACCACUUGGUACCUAGUGCUUCCUCCACUGAGCAUGCUUCUUCUUUUGAGAAUUGCAAGUCUCAAAUUCAGGUAAUUCUGGUUCUACUCAGGCUCAGUACAAUCAGCUACCCACUUUGCUAAAUCAAGCACAAGUCAAGUCCACUCCUGCCUCCUCAUCCACAACUCUACAGACACCUCUGUCUGUGCUAUUAACUGUCAUUCUCCACAAGAUUGGGUAAUUGAUUCAGGAGCUACAGAUCAUAUCACUUAUAAUAAUUUUAUAUGUCUUUAACACUAUUCAAUGUCAAAUUGACUUGUGCUUGUCUAACAGUCAUCAUACAACAGUUUUUUUUAAAGGAUCCGUUCAAUUGACAUUAGAACUGUUGCUUCA